GAAGGGGAACGGUCGAGUCACUUUGGGUUUGGCAACCGCAAGCUACACUGAACACGCCUUCGAGGAGCCUUCGCGUCUGAAGUAGUUCGUAGACGAGCGAUUUUCUUCAGAUUAUUAGCACUAACAACCGCUGAUAGAGAGUCGAGAGCUUUAUAAACAACAAUAAAAGAUGGCGGCAUUCGUGGAACCACAUUUCGAUGCCUGGCAACAGACCACCAGCAACAUGACCGUGGUGGACAAAGUCCCCCCGGAGAUGUUGCACUUGGUGCACCCGCAUUGGAAUCAGUUCCCUCCGAUGAACCCACUGUGGCAUUCGAUCCUUGGAUUUGCUAUAUUCGUCCUGGGAGUAGUCUCAAUGAUCGGCAAUGGUUGCGUGAUCUACAUCUUCACCGGUACCCGAAGCCUCCGAACCCCAUCCAACUUGCUGGUGGUGAACCUAGCGUUCUCGGAUUUCCUUAUGAUGUUUACGAUGGGGCCACCCAUGGUGAUCAACUGCUGGCACGAGACUUGGGUCUUUGGACCGUUCGCUUGCGAACUGUACGCAAUGUUUGGAUCACUCUUUGGCUGUGCCUCAAUCUGGACUAUGACUAUGAUUGCGUUUGACCGAUACAAUGUCAUCGUGAAAGGUCUGUCUGCUAAGCCAUUGACCAACAACGGAGCUUUGCUGCGCAUAUUUGCUAUUUGGGUGUUCGCGCUUUUCUGGACUUUGGCGCCGAUGUUCGGAUGGAACCGAUAUGUCCCAGAGGGUAACAUGACUGCUUGCGGAACCGAUUACCUUACUACCACCUGGUUGAAUCGCUCGUACAUCAUCGUCUAUGCCAUCUUUGUCUACUGGCUCCCGCUGUUCACGAUCAUCUACUCGUACACCUUCAUCCUGAAGGCAGUUUCGGCGCACGAGAAGAACAUGCGUGAACAGGCCAAGAAGAUGAACGUGGCCUCCCUGCGAUCCUCCGAGGCUCAACAGACCAGCGCUGAAAUCAAGCUGGCCAAGGUCGCCCUGGUAACCAUCUCGCUGUGGUUCAUGGCAUGGACCCCAUACCUCGUCAUCAACUAUACCGGUAUUUUCAAGACGGCUAAGAUUAGCCCACUGGCCACCAUCUGGGGAUCACUGUUCGCUAAGGCUAACGCUGUCUACAAUCCGAUUGUGUACGGUAUCAGCCAUCCGAAGUACCGCGCUGCCUUGACCCAGAAGUUCCCUGCAUUGUCCUGCGCUGAUGCACCCGCCGCAGCCAGCGAUGACACCCAAUCAACCGUCUCCGGAGCAACGACCGCCACCGACGAGAAGGCAUAAGCAGUACAAAAACGUCAUAGAACUUACACGGUGAUAUUAAUGAUGGCAAACAGUGUUGAUUCUUUAUUUAGGAUAAUUUUGAAAUAAAUAUAAAUAGCAAAAUAUAAAACAG
Molecule: messenger RNA, 1403 nt
Organism: Aedes albopictus (Asian tiger mosquito)
Lineage: Eukaryota; Metazoa; Arthropoda; Insecta; Diptera; Culicidae
Product: opsin-1
Exons: 2
Coding region: 170-1291 (373 amino acids)
Biological process (GO): phototransduction; cellular response to light stimulus; visual perception
Cellular component (GO): plasma membrane
Molecular function (GO): G protein-coupled photoreceptor activity
Source: RefSeq, a predicted model, not a curated record